AUGGCUUCCGCUCAACAGUCCACCUACGAUAGUCGGCACAACGCCACGUGGGGUAUCAAUGGGUUCGUCAUCGUACUGACUAUACUUUCGGUUGUGCUCCGCUUCUACACCCGUAUUUUCACCCGCGCCGGAUUGAAAGCCGACGACUGGUUAAUUCUAUUCGCCCUUAUCACUUCUCUGACGACAGUGGUGCUAGUCAUCUGGGGUAACUCUGUCAACCCGAACGGACUUCGUGCAUCGGAUAACACGAAUAAGGACUAUGUCUACUCGUCCUUAGAUCAUCUAUACAUUAGACUAUCCUAUGCCUCUACCAUCCUCUAUUUCACCGUCGCCGGUGCUACUAAGAUGGGAGUACUAGUCAUGUACCACCGUAUCUUCGCCAUCAGCGAUGUCUUUCGGUACCAGCUAUUCGUCGUGAGCGCCUUGGUUAUCGGCUGGUGGUUCGGGUGUACCGUUGCCGCAUUGCGGAAGUGCAAGGAUCUCGAAACCGGACUGAAUAGUACUCUAAACGAUCCCAAGUAUUGUAUCAAUUUCAAUGUCUACUGGAUGGCGGCCGGGGUAUGCGAGAUUCUUCUCGACACCUGGAUCCUGACCUUGCCCUUAAGCGUGGUGUUGAGGAUGCACUAUUCGCUGAGACAGAAAUUCGUCGUAUCAGGGAUCUUCUUAUUAGGAGCUUUCUCCAUAGGUUCUGGCAUCGCCAAAACUGUCCUCGCUUACCAGCCGGGAAGGCGGGCGCUGUCUUACGCCAAUACCGAAAUAUGGGCGGCCUUGCAUACCAGCAUAGCUAUAUUGUGCGCUAGCCUGCCCAUAUUCAGACCCCUUGCCAUCCAAAUAGCGCAGUCGUACCUCAUCGUCAAGAUCAGCAGCCUCUUGACUCGGCGACGAAAGUCCGGGAGUGAUAAUUAUAACCUUGAUAAAACACCAAGCGGAGAUGGAAGCGGAAGUGGGCGUGGAAGUGGUAAAGGAAACGGUAAUGCUAGGUUCAACCAAUAUCCCAAUAUAUCGUUUAUAGAGACGGACAUGGUUCAAGACCGUCUAAAGCAGCCGAGCCCGACUUAUUCCCGCGUGUCGCUCGUAGAUUAUGCGAUAGAUCGGGUAUAUGCUAAGGACCCAUAUGAAGAGAUACAGGAACUGGCUCCCCAGCUACCCGAUAUCGAAAGAACGGAUUCUCUAGAGCUAUCAUCGGACAUCAGACCUUUCACGACUUUGUCCCCGCAUAGAGAAAGUAGAGAGAUAUAUCACUAG
Daldinia vernicosa is the source of this 1245-nucleotide messenger RNA. RefSeq lists its product as uncharacterized. The transcript is spliced from 2 exons. NCBI's taxonomy places the organism in Eukaryota, Fungi, Ascomycota, Sordariomycetes, Xylariales, Hypoxylaceae. Bases 1 to 1245 code for a protein of 414 amino acids. The record is from RefSeq and is a predicted model, not a curated record.